AUGGCUGAAAACGCUCCGGCUUCGACCCCCUCCUCUCUGCCCUCGGCUCCCCAGUCGGCUGCUGGUGCUCAGAAUCAGCAGUACGAUGGUAUUCAGGGCAAUGGUCAGGCCAAUUCGUCCCACAUGCCUCCUCCCCCGCGGCCGCCCGUGAUCAUCCCCCAGAACACGAACCCUAUCCCCACUGCGAUCACCUCUCCCAUGUCUGGUGGUAUGAUGUCUCCCACUAGCGCUGGUGGCUAUGUUCGUCGUGCUGCGCCUGAGCCCAACAAGAGAGCCCUCUACGUCGGUGGUCUGGACCCCCGUGUCACAGAGGACAUCCUCAAGCAGAUCUUCGAAACCACCGGCCACGUGGUUAGCGUGAAGAUUAUCCCAGACAAGAAUCAGUUCAACAGCAAAGGCUACAACUACGGCUUCGUCGAGUUUGAUGACCCUGGUGCCGCAGAGCGCGCCAUGCAAACUCUGAACGGUCGUCGUAUUCACCAGUCGGAAAUUCGCGUCAACUGGGCAUACCAGUCCAACAGCACAAACAAGGAAGAUACCUCGAACCACUUCCACAUCUUUGUUGGCGAUCUGAGCAACGAAGUGAACGACGAGAUCCUGACUCAAGCCUUCUCCGCCUUUGGCUCGGUCUCCGAGGCUCGUGUGAUGUGGGAUAUGAAGACUGGACGCUCGCGUGGAUAUGGCUUUGUUGCUUUCCGGGAUCGCGCCGAUGCUGACAAGGCUCUCAACGCUAUGGACGGCGAGUGGCUUGGAUCUCGCGCCAUCCGCUGCAACUGGGCCAACCAGAAGGGUCAACCCUCGAUCUCUCAGCAGCAAGCCAUGGCUGCUAUGGGCAUGACCCCCCACCACUCCUUUUGGACACCACCACUUCCCCACUCAGGGCAUGCAGAGUUACGAUAUGGUCGUCCAGCAGACCCCUCAGUGGCAGACCACCUGCUACGUCGGCAAUCUGACCCCAACGACUUGGUGCCUUUGUUCCAGAACUUUGGCUACGUUCUCGAGACUCGCCUUCAGGCCGACCGUGGGUUCGCGUUCGUCAAGAUGGAUUCGCAUGAGAAUGCUGCCAUGGCAAUCUGUCAGUUGAACGCGUACAAUGUCAACGGUCGCCCACUCAAGUGUAGCUGGGGCAAGGAUCGUCCGCCGACCGGACAAUUCGACAAUUUCUCCCCUCAGGGCAACGCUGCUGCUUUUAGCAACAGCCCCGGUUUCUUCCCUCAGUAUGGUGGCCCGGCAGCCCCCAUGAACCAAGGUCCUGCUCCUGCUGGCCGAGGCUGGGAUCAACAAGCAAACAACUUUGGCGGGCCUGGCAUGCCCGGUCAAGGCUUCCCCCAGGGUAAUACCGGUGGUUAUGGUCGUGGCCAGCCUAUGUCCCCCACCGGGAACUGGGACCAGUCCAACACCAACUUCAACGGAGGCUACCAGGCAUAG
This is a messenger RNA of Penicillium maclennaniae, 1428 nucleotides long. RefSeq lists its product as uncharacterized. Gene Ontology annotation, molecular function: RNA binding. NCBI's taxonomy places the organism in Eukaryota, Fungi, Ascomycota, Eurotiomycetes, Eurotiales, Aspergillaceae. The record is from RefSeq and is a predicted model, not a curated record. The transcript has 6 exons. Bases 1 to 1428 code for a protein of 475 amino acids.